Trichomonas vaginalis G3 is the source of this 1362-nucleotide messenger RNA. Its product is annotated as tRNA binding. Gene Ontology annotation, cellular component: cytoplasm. Gene Ontology annotation, biological process: methylation. Gene Ontology annotation, molecular function: nucleic acid binding. The transcript has a single exon. NCBI's taxonomy places the organism in Eukaryota, Parabasalia, Trichomonadida, Trichomonadidae. The record is from RefSeq and is a predicted model, not a curated record. The coding region runs from base 1 to 1362 and encodes 453 amino acids.
AUGAAUCGUUACAUCUUCCAUUUAACACUUAGAAACGAGAAUUUUGUCAUUUCAGAUUUAAUAGCCCUAGCACAAUCGCUUAAUAUCGAAAUGAAGCUCGAAGAUCCAACAUUAAAGAUUGGAGUUCCUCCACCUUCAUUUUUCAUUGUUUUACUGUUCAAUACUGAUGAAGAUGCAAAACUAUUCGCUUCUAAGUCUAUUGUUACUAAAGCUUGCGCAAGAUUAUACUGCGAUGGACCAGAUUUUGCACCAAUUUUAUCUUUUGCAGAAAAAUUCGAACAUCAAAUAGGAGAUGAAACAUAUUCCAUCAAGGUUGAAACAUUUGGUAGGAGAAUUUCAAAUGAAGACAGAUUAAACUAUAUUAAUCAACUUAUUCCGGCUUUACGUUUAUCAUCGAACGUAGAUUUAAAGAAUCCGAAACAUACAAUUGUAGUAUACAUCCGCCGUGUUCCAGAACAGAAAUCUACCAUUACAGAAGAAAGAUAUUACUUUGGCAUUCAAUUGGCAAAAGGAGCUUUCGAAAUGCCAGAUAAAUACUCACUAAAAACACGUAAAUUCAUAAAUAAGACAUCAAUGGAGUCUUCUGUUGCAAUUCAUGCUUGUGUCCAAGGAUUGGCUGGUCCUGGCAAGAUUGUUUACGAUCCAUUUGUUGGAUCUGGUUCUUUACUUAUUGCUGCUGCCUCUCUUGGCGCUUACGCUCUUGGUUCCGACUACGAUAUGAAAUCAAUGACGCAACAAGGCCCAGAAAAGAAAGAUGGUGUUUCCAUUCCAGAUAACUUCAAGCAAUACGGACUUUUAGAUCGUUUCCUUGGCAUUUUCCGCUUAGAUUUCUUAUCAGAUAAUUUAAGAUACGACAAGAUGCCAAAACUCGAUGCAAUUGUUACAGAUCCACCAUAUGGAAUCAGAGAGAAGCAACGUUCUGAUGCUCCUUCUCCUUUAUUACCAUUAUUACUCAGAUUAUACGAAGUUGCUGCUGUUUGUCUUAAAGUUGGCGGCAGACUUGUUUACUGGCUUCCAACGGGAUACGAUUUCGAUGCAGAUAAGGACCUUCCGAAGCAUCCUGCCUUGAAAUUAGUAUCCAUAUGUCAACAAGUCUUAAUGAGCCGCUAUUGCAGACAAUUGGUCACUCUAGAGAAGACACAUGAAGAAACUGCUAAGGUAGAAUUCGAAAUUGGCGAUCAGAGCUUCUUAAAAGUUAGAGCUCUUGUUUUCUCGAAGCGCUCAAAUCCAGAGGGAUUCCAAAGAAAGGAGAAUGCAAGAGAUAGAAAGAGAGCUAAGAAGGAGGCAAGAAAACAAAGAGCUCUUGAAGAAAAGCAAAAGGAACAAGAAAUUCAACAAGAACAAGAGCCACAAAAAGAAUAG